AUGUCUCAAGAGAAGCCAGAUCUUUUCUGGCAGUUUCUGGACAAUGUUUUAGAAGAUCCGCAAGCGCUGGCCAACAGUACAGACAAAGACGAUUAUAAUUUAGCAAUGCGGGCUGCGUCCUCUCUUCUGGGGUCACAGACUAAGCUCGAUCUGUUGAAGUUUUCGCUAGCUCUGCGUGCCUACUCGCCGGCGGUUGAAAUGCAGCAACAGAUAGCCACGAUCGAAGUAGGCACUUUUGACUGCAGCUACAUUGUUGACGUCAACGGAAAGAAGACGUGUGACAUCAGACACGUAGAAGAUCAUCUGUCGGCUGAUGGUGAUUGGAAACCUCCUGCAGUAUACUCCGUCGAUCACCGUUUUCUCAAGGAAAACUCAGGAGGCAAGAAAAUUAUACUAUAUGCCGAUGUGCAUAUCCCGCAGUUCAAGGAGGUUCAUUGUUUUCUGAAAAAUUUGGCAACAACGCGAGCUCUUGACUACAUUCUUCGUUUCAGCACGAAGAAUCGCCGUCCAAGCAAACUGAAAUUGUCCGGUUAUUCAGUCGAAUUGGCCAUCAAAAGCACUGAAUACCGUGCACAAGACGAUUCAAAAAUUAAAGGCGUGAACGCGAGCGACGGGGCUGAUUGGACGGAUGAAGAAGUGAACCUGAACGGCUUUAAUUUUCAGUUGCUGAAGUAA
Soboliphyme baturini is the source of this 675-nucleotide messenger RNA. The record is from the annotation of a GenBank genome assembly. NCBI's taxonomy places the organism in Eukaryota, Metazoa, Nematoda, Enoplea, Dioctophymatida, Soboliphymatidae.